Messenger RNA from Aspergillus pseudoviridinutans, 714 nucleotides. RefSeq lists its product as uncharacterized. Bases 1 to 714 code for a protein of 237 amino acids. Lineage: Eukaryota; Fungi; Ascomycota; Eurotiomycetes; Eurotiales; Aspergillaceae. The record is from RefSeq and is a predicted model, not a curated record. The transcript is spliced from 2 exons.
AUGGGCGAUAUCAUCCUCGACCCAACCGAUCCGACCAAAGCCCUCAGCAGUCCUUCCAGCCUUGCCGCCACAGAAAGCCACAUAGACUAUGACGUCCACCUCAGCAAGCACAAGUCACGCUCUCUCCACGGCAGCAUCUGGGCGAAAUUCCUCGAAGUUGCCGACGCGAAGCUCGGCGGCGGUGCAUCUAGCAACGUGCUUGCCAAGUACACCAUGGACCGUCUUGAGACGGUAUACUUCCGAAAACAACCUACAGACGACGAGGCAGCCGAAAGAGCCAAAGAUAAGCGGGUCCAGGCCGCGAUAAAUUCAGGAAUACUGGGAAAGAGACCCGUGUAUAUGAUCACUGGGUUGAAAAUCGCGAGGGGAUUCCGGCUCAGGAGCCAAGAUGCUUCCUCUAUGGAGGGAGAAAUUGGUGGCGGGGGUCAGGUCGUGCCAGAGGCGAGUAUAGGUGGUGGUGUGGAUUUCUCAGACAUGAAUGAUACGAAACAGUCGUAUCGGAUGGCGGCAGAAGAGGGGGUUGAUAUCUCGGUGUACAAGGCUAAGGCAGCAUUCUUGAAUGAAAAGGAGAUUAGACUUGAAGAGGAGGCAGUUGAGACUAGCGCUGCUGAUCAGGAGGGCUUAUGUGCGUUUGAUGAAGAGGCACCUGUACAGGUUCUUACUGCGAGGGGAGGUGACGAGACGUGUACUUGUAUUGUGUUUGAGGAUGAAUGA